This is a messenger RNA of Sceloporus undulatus (fence lizard), 6067 nucleotides long. RefSeq names its product membrane-associated guanylate kinase, WW and PDZ domain-containing protein 1-like. The transcript is spliced from 6 exons. Gene Ontology annotation, biological process: signal transduction. NCBI's taxonomy places the organism in Eukaryota, Metazoa, Chordata, Lepidosauria, Squamata, Phrynosomatidae. Gene Ontology annotation, cellular component: cytoplasm. The coding region runs from base 899 to 1780 and encodes 293 amino acids. Gene Ontology annotation, molecular function: protein binding. The record is from RefSeq and is a predicted model, not a curated record.
CCUUGUCCUACAUUUUCCCCGUUUUGGAGGUCCCCAGGAAUGGCAACCCUAGUUGUGGUGAUAUUUAAUGCAAGGAAAGCAGAAUCUGUGAACUUUGGUAAUGCACAUUAACGGAUGUGGGGGAGUGAUGGUUAAAGCACUUGAAAAUGCCAGCGUAAUUUUGGCCUUAUUUCUUUCUGUGACUAGUGUUACCAUGUGGGGAGGACUGCAUAUUUGCAUUUUCUACUUCUUCCACCAAAAUGCCUUGGGCUCAGCAACCUUCAGUGAGGAGAAAUAUUGAACCCUGUUCUGACCAGGAGCAUAUUGGCAACAUAGAGGAAGCAGCCCUAGCAAGGCUGGAAACAAGUUAUGGAGUUAGUCUUGGGCUGCAUGAAGCAGAGUCAGCCUAAGACAUUUUUAUUGCUGAGGCAAGAGACAAAACAUUGCUCCCUUCCCAGUUCAUGUAGAGAACCCAACAGAACUGGCAGUUAACUGUAUCUUAGAUCAACAGUGACAUAACAUGAGGAUUGGUAGGGUCUUCCACCACACCAGAGAGUAGCAGCUUUGUUUAGAGGUGGAGAUGGAUAGUGGGGGGCGGUCGAGAGGAAUAGUUGAAGGGUUGGCCGUGUUUCCUUCUGCACCUAAGACAAUUGCCUGGUUCUGCUUAAUGGUAGUGUGGACCUUGCUGAGGAGAGCUCCAAGGAAAAGUAGACAAGGACCUGACCUGACAAGUCCAAAUUCAGCUCAUCUCCUGUGUCCAUGAGCAAGUUUUCAUCCAUAGUUUUCUUCCAGCAAAGCCAGCUCCCUGUUGCCCCAUCAGGAGGAAGGCCCCUCUCAUCAGGAAGACAGUGGGCUUUUGGCACGGCUGUCCCAUAGCGAUGUUGGAGGCGUCUUUCGUCAGGCAGGGAGCCGAGUGCGAAUGAGAAUCCGGAAUCGCAAGGAUGGAGGAAUUUCCAGCGAUUUGAACACCGCUGAUAUUGAUGUGGGUGAAUGUCCCCGGAGCCCCACCUACCGCCUCCCUCAGCCCCAGGAGACUGGCCAAUAUUCAGUGGAGCUGCUCCGAGGACCCAAUGGCUUUGGCUUCAGUCUUAGAGGUGGAAGUGAAUAUAACAUGGACAUCUAUGUCUUGGCUCUCAUGGAGGGUGGACCAGCCCAGCAGUGUGGCAAGAUCCAGGUGAGUGACCAGCUGGUAGAGAUCAAUGGGGAGCCUACAGCAGGAAUGACACACGCGCAAGCUGUGGAGCACAUCCGCAAUGGGGGCAGCCGGAUACGCCUGGUGCUGAAGAGGGGCAACGGAUUUGUUCCUGACUAUGAUCGCGAGUACAACCAGAGCCCUGCCAGGUUACUGCAGGUGCCAGAGGCUGAGGACAAAGUCAGACAACGGCACCGGAGAUCAAAUCCAACCGGGGGACCCCAAAACCAGGGGCAGAACCCCUGUGAUGGAGGUGGCCGGGAGGCAUCACCCAGCAGCAGGCAGCAGCUUCCCAAAGCACGCCCGUUUAGCCGGCCACACCAUGGAUCCACCAAGGUUCAGGGUGAGGAAGAAGAAGACAGGGAAAGGGGCUGCAGGCAGCGGGAGCCAGGGAAGAACUCAGAGGGCGGGGAUGAGAGCAGCAAGCUUCUCUCUCCCAGGCCAAGCCGGAAACUACGGUCAGACCUGGUCCCUGGUCCCUGGCUUGUACCCAGUAAGGAGCGCCUGUCUCGCGCUCUGUGGGGCGUCUGCAUGGGUCAAGGGGAGGAGGAAGAGCAAAAGGGUGACCCAGGGAGACGGAAGAGCAUGGAGGUGAAAAGACGGAGCUAGACUCUCAGCAGCCACAAUUGGGAACUACUCAGUGCCUGGGGCAAUGGCACUGUCCACCCCCAUCUGGACCUAUGCAGUAUGACUUUCAGCCCCACUCCCAUUCACACUAUGCAAUGGUAGCUUCCAUUUUGCUCUACCCACCCAACGCCUCACAUCCACACUAUGCAAUAGUAUCUUUCACAGUCUCUUCUUUCUCUCUCCUUAUUCCCACUACUCAGUGCCACUCUCCGUGGUCUCGUGCAACAGAAUCUUCCAUUCUGUUGCUGCUAGCCACAGCUGCCUCACAAAACUGCAGUGGUGGUGGACACUCUUUCUGUGCUCUCCUACCUUUCCUGAAUUACAGAACUUCUGGCACAAUAAUUUUACAAAUGUUUUCCUAAGAAACCUGGCAUUUAGGAAUAAUUUGGGGGGUUAGAUAUCCCACCAAUGAGAACUACAGCAAUGGCAGAUCAGUUGCCUGAAAAGUGGCUUGUUUGCUGUUACUCCAUGGCAGGGGUAGGCAACCUUCUUGAGCCGGGGGCCGGGUUGCUGUCCCUCAGAUAACUGGGGGGCCAAAGCCAGGGGUGGAGCUUCCACCCUCCGGGGGUGGUGCCACACGUCAGGGGCGGAGCUUCCACCCUCUGGAGGCCUCCCCCUCUUUGCCGGCCCCUGACGGGGCCCCAGGCCCCGUCAGAGGCCGGCAAAAAAGCCGGUAGGGGCCGCCAGCGCUGGAGCCCUCCCCCUCUUUCCCGGCCCCUUAUGGGGCCCCAGGUCCCGUCAGAGGCCGGGAAAGAGCCAGCGGGGGGCGCUACGCUGGAGGCCUCCCCCUCUUUUCCAGCCCCUGAGGGGCCCAGGCCCUGUCAGAGGCCGGGAAAGAGCCGGCGAGGGGGCGCCAGCACUGGAGGCCUCCCCUCUUUCCUGGCCCCGCGCGCUCCUUCUCGGCCUCCGCGGAGGCUGCCUUCCACAGAGGCCGAGAGGAAAGCUGGAGGCCGCGGGGAGGCGGGGAAGGUGGCACAGCCGCAUGCAGGAGGCGCCGUCUCCACCUUCACCUCCUCUGCCCCAGACCUCGCUGCCCUCCUCUUCCUCCGCCUCCUCCACGCAGCCAUGCGCAGUGGAGGAGUAGGAUGGCAGCGAGGCCCCCGCGGGCGCCCAGAGAAGCACACAAGCUGCGGCGGGGGCAGCAAUCGGCGGCAGGACCGGGCUGGGGCCGGUCCUGAGGCCUUGCCAGGCCGGAUCCAGCCCAUGGGCCAUAGGUUGCCGGCCCCUGCUCCAUGGUGUAUGUUGUGCAGUGGAGGAGUAACGAGUGUGUUCUAGGGUUAGCUUUCAGUUUCCACAAGGUAGAGAUAAGACCAAACAGGCAUUUGGGAUUUGGCACCUAAUUCAUGCCCAGAAUUCUCUGCAACAUGCAAGGAUUGCAUGGCAUACACGAGGAAUUCUUGUGAUCUGCCAAAUCUAUGUGAAAAGGGUUUCCCUCACAUUCGUGGUUGAAACAAGUGGUCCAUGGCCCUCUGUUCAAAGCACCCACUGAUUGCUAGUGUGGUGGAUUAAGAUGUUGAGCUAAGAAUGGGGGAAACAUUGGUUUGAAUCCUUACUCAGGCAGGAAACACACUGAGUGACAGUACAGUGAUCACAUUUUCAUAACCAACCCUACCUGACAGACAUGUUGCAAAAAUAACUUUGCUGGGACAGGAACUGUGGAUGCAAUCUGAACACCUUCCUCCAGAUGUUUUGGACUUCAGCUCCCAGAACCCCUGGUUGUUUGCCAAACUGGCUAGGGCUUCUGGGAGCGGAAGUCCAAAACACCUGGAGGUCCAAAGUUUGGAAAACACUGCUCUAGACUUAGAGGAAUAAAUGCAACAAAUAAAUAAACUUUUUCCACUUUGAAUCAUAUCCUGAGUGGAACUCCUCGAUAACUACUCAGGUACCCUAUGAGCAGCAUCCUGUUAUGGAGGCUAAAGUUGUGCUACAUGAGUGAAGUGAAUUUUAUGGGCAAUGUGCAAUGGUUUUAUCCAGCUUGUGAAACCAUUGCACAUGAGGUAGUACAUAUGCGUUCACAGAAUAGCAUGUAAAUGCCCAUUGCUGUAGUACAAAGGGGUAUCAGCUAUGUGCAUUGAUCAUUUGUCCAUAUAUGUUGUGCUAUGCUGCUAUUCAGUGUGACGGCUAUGUAAUGCAGGUGUAACAUAUUUAUGAUACUUUGAGCUGAUGUAGGAUCUUGGCCCAUGAGUUCUGCUGAGAACUCUAGAACAUACUUUAGCAACAGGAUGGGGGAACCUGGGCCCCAUCAGAUGGACUGCAGAUUGCAUCACACCCAACCACUGACUGUCCGAUUAGGACUGAAGAUAGUUGCAGUCCAGCAAAAUCUGGAGGGCCACACAUACUCCAACCAUGUUUUUAAGAAAUACACUCAGUUCAUAUGAAACUGGGUUUGCCAUUGCCCCCUACAGACUGAAAGCAGAUCCCUAUAACACACAAAAUACACUCCCCUGUGACAGCACCAUAUAAGAAGUUUGAUGAUGGUAGCGGCUGAUAGUUGAGGGGAAGCUUGUCUACCAUUGCUGAAAUUCUCAAUGGAAGAAUAUCUUAUUUGUUUUUGAGGACACCUCUGGAGCAGCCUUCUCAAUUCUGGUGCCUUCCAAUAAUCUUGGGCCACAGGUUCAGUGGUCUCUGGGAAUGCUGGAUAGGAACAGUGUGAUAUGUGACCCAAUGUAUCUGGAAGGCACCUAUUUGGGGAAAGCUGCUCUGAAGAAUACGUUGGGGGGAGGGAACCUGAACCAAUGUCCCUUCUCACCUUACAAGAGAAUGCAGUUGUACGUUCCAUGCUGCUGUUGAGUAUCUCCCUGGCCUAUACAGCUCAAUAGCCCUAGUUAUUCUGCUGCUUCCCCUGGGCUAUGUAAUGGCCCUAUAGCCCUUUGGACCUGGCCAACUCCACUGGUGCCUCAUGCCACCGUGAGACUACCCAAGCUGGUGCUCCUUUUUUCUGCCCAGCUGUCCAUCAUGCAGUGGUAUUCUUCACUCUGCUAGUGCCAAUCACAACCUGCAUGAGAGCUGUCAUGUGCAAGAACACAGAAGUGACAUGCUAUGUGGGAGACAUGUGGAUUGGAAGAGCCAUUUGUUCUUGUGUGUUGCAUGCAUCCAGACAUGCCAACCUAUGCCAUUAAAAUGGCUAUAAUAUACAGAUUUUUUGUUCAUUUGCAACAGAAAACAUAUUAUUCUUGUCAGGCAGGCAAUUUCAGCUUCCCUCACUCAGUCACAGGCAUAGCAUGCUCCUACUAAUGAGCAUGGUUUGGCUUACCUUGCUUCCUUCUGCACUGAAACAAAGCACCACAUGCGGAAUUACUAUCGACAAAGGAUUGUAGGAGAAGGGAGUGAAAUAGCACCCUCAAGCUUCUCUUGAGCAGAUGGCAUGCAGCAAUAAAUACAGAGAGAGGUACAAAUUAAAUUGCUUGCUGCUCCUGAAGAAGAAAUUGUUGCUUCCCAUCCUAUCUGCUGCACAUCCCUGAGUUCUUUAUAUAUUCGUGCAGCUACUUCCAGCAUUCUCAUGACUAAGUAUUGACGUGGCAAAACCCUGGAGCAUACUGGCAAAAAUUGUGCCUCAUGCUCUGACCUGGGAGGUGUCAUGCACACUGCAUGCUGUGUGCAAUCAUGAAGUGAUGUGGAAUGUGCAUGUGUCCACAGGGUGCAUUUGAACAAGCACUUCAGCAAGGCUUGUGCUUUACACAGCUUGGGAGUCACAUCCAUUGGCACAUGUAAGAAAACCCCAUAGAGAUAAGCAUGCCAAAAAGGCCAUGUCUUACCUAUGAAACCCAACUCAGUAGCAUUCAGAAAUCCUGGCAUUUACCUAAAGGCGAGCUUGCAGCAUACCAUGCAAAGCCUCCAAAGCUCUUGCAGUACUGCCAUCCACUCUUAAUAUGCAAAGAGGUGCAGGGUUGCAAAUCUGCCUGAUGAUCUACCACCUAUUUUCUGGUGCAUCUGUAGAGAUUGGCUGUCUCAGAGGUAAGAAAGAAAGAUACUACUCUUCACAUGCUCAGAGGCCCUCUAAUAUACCCAUAGUUCGAAGUGAUGCACGAGAGUCUGAUACUCCAGAGACGCUAUCAGAAAUGAAAUAUUAAAGUUGGUUCUUCUGCUGUUCCAUUUUCAAAAGCGACCUGGCAACGAGCUAACCUGAUACAACAGAGGACAUUGCUCAUGUACUUGGAGUACCUGCAGGUGCCACCUUGAGCCUUUUAAAGUGAAGACUGAAAUUAACAGUAGCAUGAGAGGAUGCUUUAGACAUGCCUGGCAGUGCAGUUAUGCAAAAGAAAUUAUUUU